CGAAAGCCUCACGUGACCCGCCGCCGCGGACUCGCGCGCCCAGCUGUAGCGUCAGAUCGGCCCUCGCUCGCUCACUUCUCGCUGCCUGCUCCCGGUGGCCCUGAAGGCGUGCGCGCCAGAGGCGGGCCCAGAAUCGGAGGCGAAGGGGAAGCAGGUGUGCAGGUCUAAGUGUCGCGGCGGCGCACUCUCGGCGAGAAUUGGGAGGAGGAGAAGACUGCAAGGAUAGGCCCAGGAGCAAUGGCGUCCAAACAGAAACAAGCGGUGAAAAAUAUCAACGUCGAAAAUGCCCAGCAGGAAAACGAAGGAGAAGAACAGGGCCCCGUGAAGAAUGAAGAGGAAUCACGCAAUUUGAAAGGGGGUGAAGGCCAGAAGCAUGGAAAAAAUGUUAGGCUGGGGCGAAUGAGACGACUUGUCCCUAAUUUUCGGUGGGCCAUACCCAACAAGCAUGUUGAUCACAAUGAAGUGGGAGAUGAUGAGGAAAAGUUUGUAGGGCAGAUGAUGGAAGUCAGGAGGAAGACUAAGGAGCAGCAGAUGAGGCAUCAUAAGCGUUUCCAAACUCCUGAACCUGAUAAUCAUUAUGACUUUUGCCUUAUUCCUUGAAUCGUAAGGUUUUCUGCGAGGUUAAUAAUGUGGCCUCUGCUCUACAAGCUUGUAGUUUUGUGAUUUUCGGUAAACCUUUUGGUGUUUCCACUUACCAGUUUGUAAUUAAAUAUUGUUUUGUCUCUGUAAAACUUUCUGUCCAAUAAGGCAAUUUCACUCAGUUUUAGGAAAAACUAUUCCUUUCAUGAUGCAAAAUUAAUAAAGCAGUUUAAAAAAGCAAUCUUCCACUUUUA
This is a messenger RNA of Ailuropoda melanoleuca (giant panda), 833 nucleotides long. RefSeq names its product brain expressed X-linked 4 (gene BEX4). Bases 238 to 600 code for a protein of 120 amino acids. Gene Ontology annotation, cellular component: nucleus; cytoplasm. The record is from RefSeq and is a predicted model, not a curated record. The transcript has 3 exons. NCBI's taxonomy places the organism in Eukaryota, Metazoa, Chordata, Mammalia, Carnivora, Ursidae.